ACUUGAACUGAUUACCGUACGUGCAACAAGCCUCCUUCUAACUCAGCAUCCAGUGGAGGACUCUGCUGUGCGAGUCUCUCCACGGCGCGAACGUAAGUAGGCGGAGGUGUGUGCAUAAAUCCAACAACGAACCUCUCGUCAAAUUCUCCACGGACAAGAUGACAAACCGAGUCGAUAUCCUGUGGGGCUCCCCUGGCCCGGUCAGGGUUCGCCCGGACCCAUGCACUAAGUGCAACCGGAUGAUAGACAGGGGCCAGCAUGAAACGAAUUGUGGAGCAACACUGCCAGUCGGCUUAGGCGACGAUGGCGAUGAAGACAUGAGAGAAGCUGACCGGUCGUGUCCUCCAACCUUUGACCAGCUCAAGCUCGCAGAUCCAAAGGAUACGGUGCGGGCGCUGGACAACGACCUCAUGCCGCAACAAGCCCUCUUCGUACAGCACGUCCUGGAAGAGCUCGAGGACCAGCUAGAGCUCGAGGAGCUUGAACUGGCCCAGUACUGGGAUGAAUUGACUCCGAUGUGCACUCAAUACCACGAGGAGCUCGACGAGGAACAGUACAGCACCAAGGUGGCGUGGAGGAUUCCGCUGCCGAACGUGAAGACGCUCCAUAUCGACGACGUGCAUCCCAAGCUCCUUUACGCGUUCCUCACACACUUCGACCUGCCGAAAGUCACCACCCUCAACCUCACGUACGACAUCGACGGUCAGCCGGACCGCAAAGAGCUCUUACUCGUGCUCCUCAAUGUCGGCGCCGACGUGCUCGAGCAGCUCGACCGGUUCGACUCGACCAGAGAGCUCCACUGCCACCACAUCGAUGUCCUGGAGCGCUUCUACACGGCGAUCGAGCCCGUAAAGAAGUUCACGCUGCACUACUGGGCCGACUACUUCAAUUGCCAGGAGUGGCUCAUCGUGCUGCAGGCGCAGUGGCGCAGGGUGCUGGAGCACCCGGAAUUGGGCGAGAAGCCUUACCUCCCGUACCUCUCCCUCCUCACGGCCCACGGGCUCGCGGGGCCGAAGCUGUUCCCGCUGCUGAACGACCGGAGGCUCGUCAAAGACACUAUAUACGGCGUGGUUUACGCGCAAGGCCAUCUCUAUCCGCACGAGUAUGACAGGCUCAAUAACGAGCUGCGCCACUUCAAGUGCUAUAUAGAGGUGGAUAACAGCCAGUAAGAUCCGUUCACGGGACACUUGGUACUACCGGGACCUCGGACUCGGAGCUGAAGGGAGUUCGAAUAGAGAUGUCAAUGAUGAUGAUGUACUGUACGCAGAAGUAGCUCAUUGAUGUUCGGGGAAUGCAUGGUCACUACUGCUAUCA
Molecule: messenger RNA, 1314 nt
Organism: Fomitopsis serialis
Lineage: Eukaryota; Fungi; Basidiomycota; Agaricomycetes; Polyporales; Fomitopsidaceae
Exons: 3
Coding region: 159-1169 (336 amino acids)
Source: RefSeq, a predicted model, not a curated record